UUGGGCGGCGCCGGUUUUGUUAAAAGUCCCUUGGCAGCGGCCGCUGUGGCCCAGAGAGUAGGAAGCAGUUCCUGUCUCACGUCCGCCUCUCGGCAAUAUGUGAGACCCGUACAAGAAACCCUUCCUGUCUCAGUCUAGCUCAUCUGUAAAGCUGGGAGACUACUGCCUUGCGGGGUUGGAAAGAAAAGAGAGAACGUCUGCGAAGCGGGAGCGCUAUUGUGAAGUGCAAGCAAAGGAAUCCCGACCCAAGGCAACAGGACUGGGGGUGACUCUGUCGGUUCUCCAAACUCCCUGGCGCCUGACCCACCUCGCGGUGCACGGUGCGGAACGGUCCUCUGGCCAUCCCAGCCCUGCCCCGCCCCCGCCGCGUUUCCUCGCGCGGCUCCGCCCCGGCUGUGGGGAGGCGCAGCGGCUCCUGCAACCCGGAACCUUUCCACAAGCUUGCUGGCCCCGCGGAGCCGGCGGAGCAGGAACCUCAGCCCAUCCGAGACCAUGGAUAAGUACAAUGUGAUUAAGGCCAUCGGGGAAGGUGCCUUCGGGAGAGCAUACUUAGCUAAAGGGAAAUUGGAUAGCAAGCAUUGUGUCAUAAAAGAGAUCAAUUUUGAAAAGAUGCCCGUACAAGAAAAAGAAGCUUCAAAGAAAGAAGUCAUUCUUCUGGCAAAGAUGAAACAUCCCAACAUUGUAGCCUUCUUCAAUUCAUUUCAAGAGAAUGGCAGGCUGUUUAUUGUGAUGGAAUAUUGUGAUGGAGGGGAUCUCAUGAAAAGGAUCAGUAGACAACGGGGUGUGUUAUUUAGUGAAGAUCAGAUCCUCAGUUGGUUUGUACAGAUUUCUCUAGGACUAAAACAUAUUCAUGACAGGAAGAUAUUACACAGGGACAUGGACAUAAAAACUCAGAACAUUUUUCUUAGCAAGAAUGGAAUGGUUGCAAAGCUUGGGGACUUUGGUAUAGCAAGAGUCCUGAAUAAUUCCAUGGAACUUGCUCGAACUUCUGUUGGAACAGCUUACUACCUGUCCCCAGAGAUCUGUCAGAAUAAGCCCUACAACAAUAAAACGGUUGCACAGCCAGUGUCUGACCAAAACUAUCAUUUCUCCUUUUCUUUUCAGUUUGAGAGUAGCAACUUACAGCAGCUGGUUCUCAAGAUUUGUCAAGCACAUUUUGCUCCAGUAUCUUCAAGGUUUUCUCAUAACCUGCAUUCCUUGAUAUCUCAGCUCUUUAAAAUAUCUCCUCGAGACCGACCCUCCAUAAAUUCCAUUUUGAAAAGGCCCUUUUUAGAGAAUCUUAUUCCCAGAUAUUUGACUCCUCAGGUCAUUCAGGAAGAAUUCAAUCACAUGCUUAUAUGCAAAGCAGGAGCGCCAGCUUCUCGACAUCCUGGGAAGGUGGUCCAGAAGUGCAAAAUACAAAAAGUGAGAUUCCAGUGAAAGUGCCCACCAAGAUCAAGGAUAUCUGUGCCAAUUAAAAGGAAUGCUAUAUUGCAUAGAAAUGAAUGGAGACCACCAGCUGGAGUGCAGAAGCCCAUAUCUAUAAAAAUUAUAGGAAGGCCCAAACUUGCUGCUGUGUGUGGACAUUUUGAUUACUAUUAUGCUCAACUUGAUAUGCUGAGGAGGAGAGCCCAUGAACCAAGUUAUCAUCCUAUUCCUCUAGAAAAUACUGAGGUUGAGGAUUACAGUCAGGAAGAGAGGCAUGGCCUAUCCGCAAUUCAAUGGCCUGCUGAGUACCUUCAGAGAAAAUUUGAAGCUCAACAAUAUAAGCUGAAAGUGGAAAAGCAAUUGGGUCUUCGUCCAUCUUCUGCGGAGCCAAAUUACAACCAGAGAGAAGAGCUAAGAAGUAAUGGAGAAGAGCCUAGAUGCCAGGAGCUGCCAUUUAGGAAAAACGAAAUGAAGGAACAGGAAUAUUGGAAGCAGUUAGAAGAAAUACGCCAACACUACCACAAUGACAUGAAAGAAAUUAGAAAGAAGAUGGGGAGAGAACUAGAGGAGAACUCAAAAAUAAGUCAUAAUACCUAUUUGGUGAAGAAGAGUAACCUGCCUGUCCAUCAAGAUGCAUGUGAGGGAGAAGCACCUGUGCAGGACAUUGAAAGAGACUUCAAACAAAUUAGGCUUCAGUACACAAAGGAAAGUAAAAAUCGAGAACAGAGAUAUAAAGCUAAGAAAGGGGUAAAGUUUGAAAUUAAUUUAGACAAAUGUAUUUCUGAUGAAAACAUCCUCCAAGAAGAAGAGGUAAUGGAUAUACUAAAUGAAACUUUGACCUUUGAGGAUGGCAUGAAGUUUAAGGAGUAUAAAUGUGUAAAGGAGCAUUGAGAUUAUACAGACAAAGCAUUUGAAAAACUCCACUGCCCAGAAACAGGUAUGGGUCUCUUGAAAGUUGUAACUGAGAAGGAACUGUUUUAUUAGCAACCCAUCUUGAACUCUGUCCCCAUGCAUCUGCCUCGCCUUCACUGUUACUUGACCCUCUCUGCUCUCCCUGAGCAAGGCAGAAACACACUUCCUAUUCUCCUGCCACCCAUACAGAGGCCACGCUCCCUGAGAUCCAGCCCUCCUCUCCUGCUCCACACGCACUCCCUCCUGCAGCUUCAGCUUCUCCCACAAACCAAAUAUACAUCACAUGGAGGGUAAUGGGGUCAGUAGAGACAAAGUAGUGAUCUAAAUUUGUAACAUGUUGAGAUUUAGGUCUUUAUGGCAUCUGUUGCAGAUGCUGUGUGAGACUGAAAGCCUGGGGCAUAUCAGGGAUAGAUAGCUUGGUGGCCCUUAGCAUAUCUGUGGUUUUUAACCUUGGUGAUGUCAAAAUACCUAGGGAGAGGGGCUGGAAUGAGAGGGAAAUGGAGCUUAGGACAAAACUCUGCCACUAUAUGGACAAAUUUUGGAGACUCAGGAGAGAGUAAAGCCAAAGGAGGAGAGACAGGUCAUGGAGGAGGCACAGGAAUUGGCAGCAUCAACUGGAAGAGAAAGGCCAGGUGAAGUGGGUGGGAUUUGGCCCUUCAGGAACCCUUAAUGGCCUCAGGGAAAGCGGUCAACUGUGAAAGGGGUAAAUUCAACUGUUAUCUUUGUGUCAGUUUGCUGGGAAGAGGAGAGCAGGUUGGCUGUUUUUUUAGAUGAAAGGAGGAAGAAAAACCCUUCAUUAGUGGUAUACUGAAAAUUGUCUCCCUGUAAUUAUUAUUCAGGCUGAAGAAUUUUUCCAUAUAUUUGUUGACCGUUCAUAUUUUUUCUUUAUCUUUUUUUUUUUUUUUUUUGAGAUUGAGUCUCUC
This is a messenger RNA of Sapajus apella (tufted capuchin), 3242 nucleotides long. RefSeq names its product NIMA related kinase 5 (gene NEK5). Gene Ontology annotation, biological process: protein phosphorylation. Gene Ontology annotation, molecular function: ATP binding; protein kinase activity. Lineage: Eukaryota; Metazoa; Chordata; Mammalia; Primates; Cebidae. The transcript is spliced from 19 exons. The record is from RefSeq and is a predicted model, not a curated record.